Messenger RNA from Ziziphus jujuba (common jujube), 1329 nucleotides. Its product is annotated as psbP domain-containing protein 2, chloroplastic. Gene Ontology annotation, molecular function: calcium ion binding. The transcript has 4 exons. The record is from RefSeq and is a predicted model, not a curated record. NCBI's taxonomy places the organism in Eukaryota, Viridiplantae, Streptophyta, Magnoliopsida, Rosales, Rhamnaceae. Gene Ontology annotation, biological process: photosynthesis. Gene Ontology annotation, cellular component: photosystem II; extrinsic component of membrane; photosystem II oxygen evolving complex. The coding region runs from base 114 to 842 and encodes 242 amino acids.
AAUUAUUUGUUUUUAAAUAAUAAAAACAAUAAUAAUGAGGAGCGGUUGACGAUGAAAGGCUAGUGAAGGAGGUCAUCCUUCUUCCUCUUCUGGGCUUCCCUCCUCUGUAAACAAUGGCCUUGCAAACGUGCUAUUCACUCUCACACAUCAAUCUCUUCAAACCCACAUUCUCUUCGCCCACAACCCUCUUCUCAAAUUCACUGCCCAAACCUUUUGUGUAUCAGAGAUUCAGCGAACCUCAAAGAGAAACACUCCCAUCAAUUUGUUUGAGCAAGAGGGAGCUUGGCCUCUCUGCUUUAUCACUUUUCUUGCAUGGGUUUUUGCCAAAUUUGCCUAGCGCAAUUUCAGCUGAAAAAUUGGAGCUCGAGAGGUACACUGAUUCCAAGGAGGGUUUUACCCUCCUCAGGCCCUCCUCUUGGAUUAAGGUUGAUAAAGCAGGGGCAACUGUUCUGUUUGAAGAAGAAAACAAGGGGAGUAACAAUGUUGGGGUUGUGGUGAACCCAGUUCGUCUUAAGACCCUUGGAGAGUUUGGCAGUCCUCAAUUCGUUGCUGAUAAACUUAUACAAGCCGAAAGGCGCAAGGAAAGUACAAAAGAGGCUGAGGUGAUUGGAGUCACUGAGAGAUUAGGUCAGGGAGGCUUGCAAGUGUAUGAGUUUGAAUACAAGGUUGAUAGCACUAGAGGAGGGAUGAAGAAGAUAUUUUCAGCAGCAUUUGUUGCCUCGAAGAAGCUUUACAUCCUAAAUAUUUCUCACUCAGACAAACCAGAAAGUCCACUUGACACCCAUACAAGAUCAGUGUUGGAGCAAGUUCUUCAUUCAUUUGACUCGGCACCAGUAAUAUAAUAUGAAAACCAAUUCUUCUAUUGCAAUGAUCAUUUCUAUCAUUCUGCUUGACACAUCAAAGCCUAAAUACCAUAUGAAUGCAACUCAUUUGUUUUGUGCCAAUCCAUACUGAAGCAAGGAUAUAAGAAGGUUGCUGGUGAAGAUCCACUUUGCUCCAUUAGUGAUUAUCCAUAUGAGGGUCUGAAUCACGACAAGAAAUCAUUUUGCAAGGCCUAAUCAUCCUUUCGAGUUAGGUGAAUAGCAUGAUCAGGAGCCUCAACAACUCUCAGUUUGUAUACAUCUUUUUUAUUUUUUCAAUAUAAAUUCUGAAGAAGUUUCAUGAUUAUGCUCUUCAGCAGAUGCUUGCAUGCUGCUUCUAAGUUGAACAAUGUAAAGCUAGGUUUACAGGCAUUUAUUUCUCCUUCCAAAUACCAAAGCAUUGUGAUUUUUCAUAUUGACAUUGCAUUUGUUUUAGUUGAGAUUAUUAUCAACUCGCAAUAUCCAGAUA